This is a messenger RNA of Tachyglossus aculeatus (Australian echidna), 1028 nucleotides long. RefSeq names its product LYR motif containing 1 (gene LYRM1). The transcript has 4 exons. NCBI's taxonomy places the organism in Eukaryota, Metazoa, Chordata, Mammalia, Monotremata, Tachyglossidae. Gene Ontology annotation, cellular component: mitochondrion. The record is from RefSeq and is a predicted model, not a curated record. Bases 64 to 432 code for a protein of 122 amino acids.
UCCGUCCUGAUCUUGGAGCUGCUGUGCGGGAUUCCCGGCUGCGGUUUGUUUCCAGGCCUGGAGAUGACAACAACGACAAGAAAGGAAGUCCUUGGCCUUUACCGCAGGAUUUUCAGGCUAGCGAGAAAAUGGCAGUCGGCAUCAGGACAGGUGGAAGACACCGUCAAAGAAAAACAAUACAUUCUAAAUGAAGCCAGAAUGCUGUUCCAGAAAAACAAAAAUCUCACAGAUUCAGAACUGAUCAAACAGUGCAUAGAUGAGUGCACGACAAGAAUUGAAAUUGGAUUGCAUUAUAACAUCCCAUAUCCACGGCCAAUUCACCUGCCACCUCUGGGCCUCGCCCCCAUCCACGGCCAAGCACUGCGAACCCAAGAAAAGCGGCGGAAGCUUUCCAAGCCAGUGUAUCUCAAGUCUCACGAUGAAGUCUCCUAACCAUGAGACGGCUGGUGUCUGAAAACUGAGAGUCCAGAGGUCCUCAAUGCAAACAAAAGAGUCACUCAUCUCCACUCGGGCUGAGAAGAGUUUAGAGAAUGCAAAGGCCCUACAGCAGCAUCUUCUAAAGAGACCACCACAUCUGCUGACAUAACACGAGCUUUAGUCUACUGAUUGUGCUAGUGGUCUUAUUGCUUGGAGGGGCGCCUGCUGGACACAACUCAGUGUAGUUCAAGUUUCCCUCACCAACCACCGUUUUUCAAAAGCUUCUUUGACUCUCCAUGUUUAAUAAUUAUUUGCCAUUUUGCCUACUGCGAUAUAUAUUUUGGGAGAACCGCCAUUUUCUGGACUGCUCUUUGGCCCGCCACCUGACGUUUCAAGUAUCAACCCUCUUUCAACAUCUCAGAUGUUCCCAUCGUGCUACACUUCAUGUCAGCAGGUUAUAUAUCAUGCCCUGCAUUGUCUCCCCAGCGUCACUGCCCUCGGGCGUCAUCGUUAUUCAUUCAAUCGUAUUUAUUGUGUUCUUGCUAUGUGCAAAGCAUUAUACUAAAUGCUUGCAGGAGUACAAUAUAACAAUAAACGGACACAUUCCCUGC